This is a messenger RNA of Homarus americanus (American lobster), 861 nucleotides long. RefSeq lists its product as uncharacterized. The transcript is spliced from 4 exons. Lineage: Eukaryota; Metazoa; Arthropoda; Malacostraca; Decapoda; Nephropidae. Bases 1 to 861 code for a protein of 286 amino acids. The record is from RefSeq and is a predicted model, not a curated record.
AUGUGUCAGGGCUUUGUGAAAGCUGGCGAUCUGAACUCUCGCUUUUUCCAGAACCUUCAGAGACAUGAUUCAGAGCAAUCUCCAGAAUUGGCAAGGAAAGUCAAUGCAGGAAAUGCCACGGCGUUUGAGAAUCUUUCAACUGUUCUUGAUGAGAAUGAAGAUCAUCUGCUUGACCCAUCACUCAAAACUGAAACUACUCAGCACCUGGAAAUCCUUGGAAAGUACGAAUUUCUUGAUCUCAAGAAUGAUUCUGCUGCCAAAGAUCUCUUUGCGAAGAAACAUCUCGACUGUGUUCCCUGGUGCUCAAUGUAUCAAUCAUAUCCAAAAGUUACUGAGAUUGCACUUCGAGUCCUCUUGCCUUUUUCAACUACCUAUUUAUGCGAAUCUGUUUUCUCCACCCUUCUACAUGUAAAGAGUAAAGCUGAAACUGACUGGAUGGACCUGGACAUGGAGAUGUGCAUUGAAGUUAAGGAGGAAGUGAAGGAGGAAGAUAAAGAGGAAGUCAAGGAGGAAGCUAAAGAUGAAGUCAAGGAGGAAGUUAAAGAGGAAGUCAAGGAGGAAGUCAAAGAUGAAGUCAAGGAGGAAGUUAAAGAGGAAGUCAAGGAGGAAGUUAAAGAGGAAGUCAAAGAGGAAGUCAAGGAGGAAGCUAAAGAUGAAGUCAAGGAGGAAGUUAAAGAGGAAGUCAAGGAGGAAGUCAAAGAUGAAGUCAAGGAGGAAGUUAAAGAGGAAGUCAAGGAGGAAGUUAAAGAGGAAGUCAAAGAGGAAGUUAAGGAGGAAUGGAAGGAGGAAGAUAAUGAGGAAGUCAAGGAGGAAGUUAAAGAGGAAGUCAAGAAGGAAGUUAAAGACGAAGUCAAUGAGUAA